Messenger RNA from Acinonyx jubatus (cheetah), 1192 nucleotides. Its product is annotated as olfactory receptor 56A3-like. NCBI's taxonomy places the organism in Eukaryota, Metazoa, Chordata, Mammalia, Carnivora, Felidae. The transcript has a single exon. Gene Ontology annotation, cellular component: membrane. The coding region runs from base 1 to 960 and encodes 319 amino acids. Gene Ontology annotation, biological process: G protein-coupled receptor signaling pathway. The record is from RefSeq and is a predicted model, not a curated record. Gene Ontology annotation, molecular function: G protein-coupled receptor activity; olfactory receptor activity.
AUGACAGCACAUCAAAAUGGCACCAUCUCCGUUCAGGUUUCAGACUUCCUCCUGAAUUGUUUUGUCAGGUCCCCCAGCUGGAAGCUCUGGUUGUCCCUGCCACUCAGCCUCCUCUUUCUCCUGGCCAUGGGAGCCAAUAGUGUUCUCCUGAUCACCAUCUGGCUGGAAGCCUCUCUGCAUGAACCCAUGUAUUACCUGCUCAGUUUCCUGUCACUAUUGGAUAUCGUGCUCUGCCUCACUGUCAUCCCCAAGGUCCUGGCCAUCUUCUGGUUUGACCUCAAGUCCAUCAGCUUCUAUGCCUGCUUCCUCCAGAUGUACAUCAUGAAUUGCUUCCUUGGCAUGGAGUCCUGCACAUUCAUGGUCAUGGCCUAUGACCGCUAUGUAGCCAUCUGCCACCCACUGAGGUACCCAUCCAUCAUCACUGACCAUUUCGUAGCCAAAGCUGCCAUUUUUACUUUGGCCAGAAAUGCACUUCUUACUAUAUUCAUUCCCAUCCUCUCUGCCCGGCUCCAUUAUUGUGGAAAAAAUAUAAUUGAUAAUUGUAUCUGUGCCAAUCUCUCUGUGUCCAAGCUCUCCUGUGAUAAUAUUGCCCUUAACAGAAUUUUCCAGUUAAUUCUGGCCUGGACUCUACUGGGCUCUGACCUGACCCUCAUCAUCUUCUCCUAUACCUUCAUCCUACGAGCCGUUCUUAGACUUAAGACAAAAGGGGCAGCUGCCAAAGCUCUGAACACUUGUGGCUCUCACUUCAUCCUCAUCCUCUUCUUCAGCACCAUCCUGCUAGUUUUUGUUUUUACCCACAUUGCCAAGAAAAAAAUUUCCCCUGAUAUCCCUGUCUUACUUAAUGUGUUACACCAUGUAAUUCCUGCAGCUCUCAACCCCAUUGUCUAUGGGGUACGAACUCAGGAGAUUAAAGAGGGGAUUAGGAAAUUACUGAGGAGGGCAAGAGAGAACAGAAAGUAAUCAUGCUCUUGCUUGGCUCUUCUCAAAACUACAAUCAGAAGGCAGGGACAGGGAGAUAGAAAUAGUCUUAAUCUUCUCAUUGGGGCAUGCCUGAUGAUAAAAACUAUAUGGUUUCCCUUUACCCACAGUCACAUCACACUUCUUACCCACCAUGGUUUUCUGAAGAGACUAAGGAUAUGGCCCUCCUUUCCCUACCUGACUUUGUCCUCAAGUCCUUUGGUCAGAACUGCCU